Messenger RNA from Pecten maximus, 1044 nucleotides. RefSeq names its product transmembrane protein 138-like. Bases 217 to 702 code for a protein of 161 amino acids. The record is from RefSeq and is a predicted model, not a curated record. Lineage: Eukaryota; Metazoa; Mollusca; Bivalvia; Pectinida; Pectinidae. The transcript has 5 exons. Gene Ontology annotation, cellular component: cilium.
AGAAACCGUUGUGAUAAUCAAAUGAGAUACAACGUGAUUUUGCGAGAUUUGGACUGUAGCCAUCGUAAACAGUAAUGGCCGAAUGAUGGAGGAAAUAGUUAUGUGAUGUUACCAAGUUCUAGCAAUCUGUACAUUUUUUCAUGAUAAUGGAUCCAACAUAAUGAAGAACUUUUAAUUGUGUCCUGUACUUAGUUAAGAAGACACUAAAAGGUCAUCAUGUUGGUGGAGCGGUACCGUCCCAUCCUCUACCUCCAGUACUUAUUGCUUCUCAUCGACCUAUUUAUGAACUCAUUUAUUGAGUUGCUGCGAUUUGAAAAUGUUAUUCUACUAGUUAUGUUUGUGGUACAGGAUGUAUGUAUCAUCUUUGCAGUGAUAGUUGUCUUCCUCCUUUUCUUCAACACAUACAUAUUCCAGGCUGGUUUGGUCAACAUUCUCAUCAAUAAAUUCAAGAUGGUGAUUGGUGUUACAUUUCUCUACUUUGGUCUGAAUGUAGGCCUACAUGUGUGGGAAAUGACCCUGAGAUGGGACAGCCCUAACACUUAUAUCUGGGACACGCCUGGCUUUCUCCCAAUAUUUGUGAUACAGAGGGCAGGUGCUGUGUUGUAUUACUACUUCUACAAAAGAACAGCGUUGAAGUUAGGAGAUCCACGGUUUUACCAGGACUCUGCUUGGAUCAGGAAGGAGUUUGAGAAGAGGAGAUAAUCCAUACUGAUUAGUGAUACAACAGACUUUUUUAUGUUGCUGUCAGUGAUAGUGUAAAUGAGGAGUGAAUGUGGUAGAAUAUGCUAAAGAGUGUUUAUAGUUAUCUCCCUUAUGGCGGCUAGGCUGUUGCAAAAUUAAAACUGGUUAAUAUAUCUUCAUAUUUGCUUGUAAGGGUGCUUGUAUCAAACCUUGUCUGUGAAGAUAAAUGACUAGAUUUCUCUCAUAAUACUCUGUACACACUAUGCAACAUAUAGAGAUAAAAUAUGUUAAAAAUAAUAGUAAUAGGUACACCCAUUUUGUGAUGCACAUAUCUAGUGGUUACUGAAUAUGGUGCAGGACAGC